Molecule: messenger RNA, 783 nt
Organism: Didymodactylos carnosus
Lineage: Eukaryota; Metazoa; Rotifera; Eurotatoria; Philodinida; Philodinidae
Source: the annotation of a GenBank genome assembly
AUGCAAAGUGUUAAAAGCUAUUUUUCAACAUGGAAACCUUUUUGGAAAAAAACAUCAUCAUCAGAGAAUCAUCAAAAUAAUUAUCGUACAUUAACAUUGUCACCAUCGACAGUUAAUUUUACAAAUUCAAGUUUAGGUGAUUUAAAACAUUCGAUUAUUGAUGAAAAAUUAAUGAUUGAUAUUUCAACAAAAUUAAUGGAAAGUGAUUGUCCACCAAAAUUACAAGUGGUAGAAAAUAAUCAUCAAUGGUUUGCACUCAAUAAUAGUCAUUUACUUGUUUAUAGACAAUUAGAACGAAUUGGUCUAUGUGAUAAAGUUGUUUGUGAUAUCAUACCGAGUCAAAAUAUUCCAGAAGGUAUACGAGAAACAUUAACUAAUCAUAAUAACAGCAGUAAUCCAUUUAUAAAACGACUAUUACAUACAACGUCAUCUUCGACAACAACACCUAUAACAUCUCAUAAUUAUCAUCAAAUCAAUGAGAGAAAUACUGUACACGGACAAUGUGAACAAUAUGUUCUUAUGGAUGAUUUGGAUGGAGAACAACAAGAUGAAAUUUUGUAUUAUGCUGAUAUACCAACAGAUUCUUGUGCAUAUUUACAAGAUGAACAAUGUGAUUGUGAUGGAACAUAUGAUAGCGAUUCUGAAACACGUAGUGAACAAACGGAUGAAAAUUAUGGAGAAUGGCAAAGAAGUUCUGCAAUAUCAACAACUAGCAAUAAUAAUAAUGAAUUGGAACAAAGUGAUGAUGAUGAUAAAGAAAAAGAAAUGCAAAGUUUAUUAUAA